GUUUCCAUGGUUCUUACCUGGUCCAGAUUCGUCCAAUGUUGCCCCUGAUUUUGCUAACAGCCAGCCACAAGUCAUAGUUGGGAUGGAGUGGCCCAAUGAUGUUCAAAGCAUCUCUCAGCUGCAUGCGACAUUUCUUGCUACCAUGAUACUCUAAGGUCUGGCUUCUAAAUUGAGCGAUGAACCCCUCUGCUUGGUAUUGGUAUAAGGUCGGCACUCCCUCGCUGCCCCUCGGUUUCUUGAGUUUCAGCUUCAUCCCCAUAUCUGCUUUUGGUUUCACGCAUCACUGCCGCGCCUACCUGCUGACCGGUCCAGGCAAUUCUCAUUUCUCGGAUACAAUGGCAUCCCAAGACGCCCUCCGUAAUGCCUUCCAAUCAGGUGAUCGCGACGGCGAUAACACCCUCUCGGUCCGCGAGGCUGUAACGGCUGUUCAGGCACUUGGUGGACGGACGCUGGAUGCUAAGCAACUCGAGAGGGCGUGCAAUGAUUGUGGGGUGGACACGGGGAGGGAGAUGGAUUUUGACGAAUUUGUGAAAGUUGUGCGGAAGCUGGAGGGUGAAGGGACAUUAUAAAGCGAGAUGAUUGCAUCAAAUUGGGGAGGAACAAGAGGACUCAGAGGUUCUCGCUCCAGAUGAGAGGCCUGACGUUC
Neurospora hispaniola is the source of this 646-nucleotide messenger RNA. RefSeq lists its product as uncharacterized. Bases 177 to 569 code for a protein of 130 amino acids. Lineage: Eukaryota; Fungi; Ascomycota; Sordariomycetes; Sordariales; Sordariaceae. The record is from RefSeq and is a predicted model, not a curated record. The transcript is spliced from 3 exons. Gene Ontology annotation, molecular function: calcium ion binding.